Molecule: messenger RNA, 634 nt
Organism: Limulus polyphemus (Atlantic horseshoe crab)
Lineage: Eukaryota; Metazoa; Arthropoda; Merostomata; Xiphosura; Limulidae
Product: phosphoethanolamine N-methyltransferase 1-like
Exons: 3
Source: RefSeq, a predicted model, not a curated record
UCAUGAAAUAGCUAAGGAUCACGCGAUACACCCACUUGCGUAGUAGCGUCGUGGUUGUCACAUGAUAAUAAGAUUAUUUCUCACAGCUGGCCUUUCAAAAAAUAACAUGUAUGGAAACUGGGAGGUUUUCUACAUGUAGACUUUGCUGUUGGAGGGAAAGUCGCUGUCGACGUAUAUGAUUUAGUUACUCGAAGACAGUAUAACUAUUCCAGAUUAAGUUACUUGAUCGAAUAGACGGUGAUUCCACCAAAGAAAUAUUUAUUUUAAGGUCUCGAAGGCUACAGUUUUGCACCAGUGUAAGGUAAGAGCGUAGUUAUCAUAUUCUGUCUCUAUGAAAAUCAGUAAGGAUAGAAAUGUGAAAAUAAUGAAAACUUACGAUAAAAUGACCCAUUUUGAGAAUUCUACUGAGAACUUCAGUUCCUUCCAGCAGUUUCUUGACAGUCGUCAAUACAGUAGGAAUGGUGUUAAACGUUAUGAGUGGAUAUUUGGCAAAACAUUUCUUAGCACAGGAGGAAAAUCAUUAUUACAGAAUAUAGUUAGUCAGCUAAAACUGAAAGCAGGGGAAAAAGUUCUAGAUGUUGGUAUUGGGCUUGGAGGGCAUGAUUUUUAUAUGGCUGAGGUAAGUGAAGCAAUG